Cyclospora cayetanensis is the source of this 2208-nucleotide messenger RNA. Its product is annotated as vacuolar protein sorting-associated protein 16 homolog. Gene Ontology annotation, biological process: intracellular protein transport; vacuole fusion, non-autophagic; endosomal transport. The coding region runs from base 46 to 2208 and encodes 720 amino acids. Gene Ontology annotation, cellular component: HOPS complex; endosome; lysosomal membrane. The record is from RefSeq and is a predicted model, not a curated record. NCBI's taxonomy places the organism in Eukaryota, Apicomplexa, Conoidasida, Eucoccidiorida, Eimeriidae. The transcript is spliced from 17 exons. Gene Ontology annotation, molecular function: actin binding.
CAACAACUGGCUGGCGUCAGCUACAGGCGUCAGCGUCUGUUCGACAUGCUCUGGACCAACCCCAAGAUUCUCGAGACAUCCAUCGUCGCAGGCGCUCCUUGGGGGGGCCCCCUAGCCGCCGUGCGAAGCGAGCGCGUCUUCCAGCCGGCAACUACACACAAGCUCGUGCCUGAGCUGCAGCUCUUCACAGCCAGAGGUCGUCUCAUAGCCUCGCUUCCUUGGACCUUUACGCGCUUGGUGGCUAUGCAGUGGAAUGAAGAAGAGGCGCUGGUGUGCGUUUUUGCCGACUCCGUUGUACGCACCUUCUCGCCAGCUGGAGAAAAACUGCAUUUCUUCUCGUUGGGAGAGGCCAUCAAGGCCGAAGGCGGCAUUAUUCAGGCAUGCAUUGGGAAGGCAGGCAUUGCCGUCUUGACAAGCACCAAUCAGGUUUAUAUCAACCAAGCUUUCGACAAAGCGCGUCUGCUGCAUCUACCCACUCCGCGUAUAAUCCCUGACGGCCCCUUUGUCGCACUCGCCGCUUCACGCAGCAAUCGCUUUGUUGCCGCUGUGUCCAACGCUGGAGCGCUGCAGGUGUUGCGCGUGGAUGCCUCAUCAGUGCAGCUAGCUGCUUCCGCCUCCUUCGACAGGAGCCGAAGAGUGCGCCAAAUCCAUCUCGUUUUACUAGGGGGUCCAAACAGCGAGUGGCUACCCCUAGACUUUGGAUCUGAACCUCGUGGCUCUGGAGGCGGCGUCGUGCUUGUGGAGGAAAUUGAUGGCUUGCGCGUGCUGACAUCCACAACAGCAGAACUUAUUCGGAGGGCAGCGGCAGCAACGGAGAGUGUUUUUGGGGUGGGGUCGAUCUGCACCUGUCUGCGAGAAGCUCCCCUUGAUAUUCGGCAUCAGCAUUUGCUGGCUGUGCGUAUCUGCGAGUAUAGCGGUCUGUGUCCACGGGGAGUGCUGGUAUCGUGGUCUCUUGCCAAGAUAUCUCGCUGCGCUUCUUUGACGGACGAAGAGCUGACGGAGGCUGUGUGCAGUAGGAUGCAUGCGGUGGCAAGGCUGCCUCCAGCUGCAGCAGCAGCAGCAGCUGCUGCUGCCGCCUCUGCCAAAGGCGGUGGAGGGGAUGCUACCGCUUCCCUCGCGCAGAGCUUCUUUGGCUAUGCCUUCUACAACAGACCAGCCCAGCAGCAGCAGCAGCUGCAGCUGCAGUCUCCGCUUCCUUUCGCGCGGCUUGCGCUGUGCGCGGCUCAGGCGGGGAGGCCUGUGCUCGCUACGCGGCUGGCAGCCUUUGAAGCUGAGCCGAAGGCGCAGGUGUCGCUGCUCCUGAAGCUCGCCAAAGUGUCGCUGGCUACGGAAAAAGCGGCAGAGGCUGCAGACGCAGAUCUGCUGCUGCAGUGCCUUGCGGCAGCCCUUGCAGCGGAUGCUGACAGCCCAGACGGACGGGUAGACAUGAGUCAGCUGGUGGAAGCCUUGCACGACCACCCAGCAGCUCAAAGCGUUUUUGCCAUCUACUGCAAGCAAACUGGCCAGCUUCAGCUUCUUGAGCAGUACUACGAGCGCGUUGCAGCCGCUCAAGAGGCAGGGCUCUGCUGUCUGUCCCUUGCGGAAGCAGCAGCUGCUGCGGGAGCGGAGUGGGAGCAGCGGCGUGGCUGGUUGGCAUAUGCGGGUGGCUUUUUCGCGUCUGUCAAGGAUUCGCAGCUGCCUGCUGCGGUUGCUCAUUCAGAGACCCUCACGAGUCUUGAGUUGCUCUCCAUUCAGCGUGACUUGGAGGUAAAGGCAAACACAUGCGGAUGGCUAGGACCUCCCCACAAGUUUGCUGGCCUCUCCCUCAUGCAGACUAUCCGGCAGCUCAUUUUAAAAAUGGAGUUUGCGGAGGCCGACAAUCUGAAGAAGGUGUUCAAUGUAGGAGAUGCUCGCUACUGGCGAUGCAAGAUUGAUGCCUUGGCGGAUGGCAUGCAUUUCGAUGAGCUGCAAGCGUUUGCCAAGUACCGAACUUCCCCCAUAGGCUACGAGCCCUUUGUUGAGGCUUGCUUGCGCAAGGGCAACAGAGAGCUUGCCCUUCAACUCACGUACAAGGUCCAGGGGGCUGAGGCUCGCGCGCGUUUCUUCUCGGCCUUGGGGAGGGAAGACGAGGCGGCUGCAGCUUUGCAGACCCCUCAACAGAGCGUUGGUGGUGGACUUCUGCAAGCUCUGUCAGGGGCUUUUUCGAGGCGUAGCGCUACACAUGACUGA